AUGCACAUUGAGAAGAAUAUAUGUGACAAUAUUGUGGAGACAUUGUUGUGCAUGGACAAGUCCAAUGACACGGUCAAGGCUCGGUUAGAUCUGGAAGACAUGGGUAUACGUGAGGGGUUGCAUCUUGAAAGACAUGGAACACAGAAUCAGAAAUUUCCUGAUGGGUUAGCAUCCAAUAUAUCAAGAUGUGUUAAAGAUGGGAAGAUUUCUGGUCUGAAAACACAUGAUUGUCAUGUGUUACUGCAACAACUUCUGCCAGUUGGGAUUCGACCGUAUUUGUCUAAGGAAGUUUGUGAUGCCAUCAUUGGAUUGUCAAGCUUUUUUGAACAAAUUUGUGCAAAGACAUUGAAUGUUGAAGACUUGGAUAGACUACAACAAGAGAUUGUGGUGAUUUUAUGUAAGCUUGAGCAAAUAUUUCCACCGGCAUUCUUCACAGUUAUGGUGCAUUUGGCUGUGCAUUUACCACUCGAGGCAAAACUUGCUGGACCAGUAAUGUAUCGUUGGAUGUACCCGAUAGAGAGGAGGCUAGGAGACUUAAAAUGUUAUGUACGUAACAGAGCCCAUCCCGAAGGUUCCAUUGCAGAGGGAUACAUUGCAGAAGAGUCUUUGAUGUUUUGUUCCUUAUAUCUUCAUGAUAUUGAAACUGUGCAUUCUCGACCUGAGAGGAACUAUGAUGCAGAAGAACCAGAUGCACAACUCUCUGUUUUUGCACAAAACGUACGUGCUUGUGGUGGACGCAAAAUGAGGAAGUGGUCUGAAGCUGAAUUGGAGCCGGCUAAAUGCAAGCAUCGUGAAAUUUUAGAAAGGGAAAGCCCUCUUAAUUUAGAUGAGAGACAAAGGAAAUCAUUCCCACAGUGGUUUAAGAAUCAUAUUAAGGAAUUAUAUUUUGAAGGAUCAGAUGACGUGACUAAAGAGUUAUAUGUACUAUCACAUGGUCCAGAUGCAAGAGUUGCUACCUAUACCAUAUGUACGUUGAACGGCGUUAAAUGGCAUGUUAAGCAGAUUGAGAACAAUAGAACUGUGCAAAAUAGUGGGAUUAUGGUGCCGGGGUCGCACGGUCAACGCAAAUCUGAUUUUUAUGGUCAGUUGGUGAGCGUUGUUGAAAUCCGCUAUGCACAAGGCUAUUCUGUUUUCCUUUUUAAAGGUGACUGGUUUGAUACAGACUCUAAGAAGAGAAACAGGAUUGUUCGAGACUACCAUCUCAAGUCAGUGAACACAAACACUUUGUGGUACAAAAAUGAUCCUUAUGUCUUAGCUACGCAAGCGCAACAAGUUUUUUAUUUUGAUGAUCCGAAGCUUGGUUCUGGAUGGAAAGUUAUUCAGAAAAUUCGACAUAGACAUGUUUGGGAUGUUCCUGAAAAUGAAGAUGAUCAUGACAUGGAAACAAAGUAUGUUGAUGAGGAAGACCAAGUUGACGACUUUGUUGAGCUUAUUGAAGAUGAGAAUGUGAAUCCAGGUAGAGCACUACGUCGAGACAAUGUAGAACCUGAAAUCCAUGUGCUUACUGACAAGGAUUUAGAACAGAGUAGUUCUCAUAAUGUCGAUUUCAUCGAUGAUGAUCCCGAAGAUGAAGAAAUGUUGUCCGCAGAUGAGGAAAACGCUGAGAAUAACGAGGAUGAUUAUGAUAGUGAUCUAGAUUAG
Molecule: messenger RNA, 1641 nt
Organism: Fragaria vesca subsp. vesca
Lineage: Eukaryota; Viridiplantae; Streptophyta; Magnoliopsida; Rosales; Rosaceae
Exons: 4
Coding region: 1-1641 (546 amino acids)
Source: RefSeq, a predicted model, not a curated record